Cylicocyclus nassatus is the source of this 1486-nucleotide messenger RNA. Lineage: Eukaryota; Metazoa; Nematoda; Chromadorea; Rhabditida; Strongylidae. The record is from the annotation of a GenBank genome assembly.
GUUAUCCUGUGUGAUGCAUGAUUUUGUGUGUAAAAGAUGCUUACUACAUGUCUGAAAUGCAGAAUGCCUCGAACAAACGAAGCAAGACCGUCAUUAUAUUCAACGUUGCGUACAACUAAUGAUGCCAUACAAGCGGCAGCAUCAAUGCUCCGCUUUGUUGAUGACACUGCUACUCGCACGGUUCAGCCUGGGCAAGGAAUACGAGGAGAACAUGGAGUCAUUGCUAGCGGACGGGUCAUACCUAUGCUUUCUGUAGAACUAGAUGGUCCUCAUACUCCUUCAAGUUCCCGCGCUGAUUCUACUACUACCAGCCCUUUACCGUCGGCUUCACCUCCUCGCACCUCUCCCAGGCCGCCAACACCGGUCCGUCGUAUCUUGCGACGUAAGAUCGGUGUACUGCAAAGUCAGCGAGCAGCGAAGAGAACUGAUGCUGGACGAGAUGAUCGAACGGAAGUGAUUACCAGAUUACUUAACGAGGAAACCGCUAUUCAAAGCGAUGCCCCACCCGGAUGCUACGCCUCUCCUAAGGCUGAUGACCUUUUCCUGUGGACAGUGGUGAUAGAAGGUCCACCCGGAAGUGUUUAUGAAGGUGGCACAUUCUUUUGCAAUAUUCAUGUCUCGCUAAGCUACCCGAUCACACCACCUAAGGUCGAAUUUCUGACGAGAAUAUAUCACUGCAAUGUCAACGCUCAAGGAGAGGUCUGCAUAGAUGUUCUAAACGAUAAUUGGAAGCCUACAAUGUCAAUUCGAACAGUAUUAAUAGCCCUCAGAUCACUAAUGUUUAGCUGCAAUCCAGAUGAAGCUCUUGUUCCUUCCAUCGCCAAACUCUAUAGAGAGAAUCGGAGCGAAUUUGACAAAAUGGCUCGUAUUUGGACUCAGCGCUAUGCGGUCUGAGCAAUAGAUAAGUAUAUUUUCGUUGCAGAGUGUGUAGAGCUCUGCAUUAGAUUUCUGUAUAGGGUUAGGGAAUAUAUCGUCAAAUUAGUUGUUUAUGUUGCAUGAUCAAUUUAAAGGCUGCUGCAUGACGAAGGCGCAAUACCUUUGGGUGCGAUCGCGGCUAUAUUAGCCGCAGAGCGCAUGAGGCGCAGGAUUUACAACGGUGAGAAUACGCGCGCGCCGCGUUCGCGCCCGCUCAACUAAUACUUCUUCUGCGCCUUCGUCAUGCAUCAGCCUUUAUCUUGCCAAAUUCAAAAAUUGGAGAAGCUGACACUCAUUACUCCAAUCAGAACACUAUGAGCCUCAUAACAUUCCUUUCGUUUUAUGUGUCUGUUUAUGCUGAUGUAGGGAUGCAGGUAAUCGGUCAUUCAUUGUUAUGUUUCAAAUGCUUAUUCAUUCUACAUUAGCUUCCACAACUUUACCUUCAUCGCGCUUGAACCCUCAAGACCUAAUAGCAGAAAUCAAAAAUUUUUGUAUAGGCGUGGUUUUUGCACAAGCACGUCAGCUAUCUCAUUCUUUCUUAUUUCUCAUUUUGACAUUGCAAAGACAGACU